AGGAAAGCAGGAGAAGCCUCCCAGUGGAACCCCAUGAACAGAAGAUUCUCAGUCCCUCGUGUUUUUAGAAAACACAAAAGCAGAAUUCCGAAACAAAAUAAAAACAAAUAUACAAAUAAAGCAGAACUGUUUUCAUUUCUUUUUUCUUCUCUUUCUUGAGUUAUUAUAAUUUGUUCCCCACUCGCCAAGUCAUUCGAAUAAAGUUCAUGUAGCUGAAAGCGAUUCCUCCCAGCAUCAUAAAACAGAGAAGGAAGGGAGAGAGAAAAGACCCACAAUGCUGUGCAGAAGAAAUUCUCGCAGGAAAAAUGAGGAAGGAUCAGUGCCCGUCUACCUCAAUGUGUAUGAUCUCACCCCCAUCAAUGGCUACGCCUACUGGCUCGGCCUCGGGGUUUACCAUUCUGGGGUUCAAGUUCACGGAGUGGAGUACGCUUUCGGAGCCCACGAGUAUCCGACGACCGGAAUUUUCGAGGGAGAACCGAAACAGUGCGAUGGAUUCAGGUUUAGGAAGACGAUAUUGAUCGGGUGGACGGAGAUGGGGCCGGCGGCCGUGAGAGCUAUCAUGGAGGAGCUUGCAGAGAAUUACAGAGGAAAUGCUUAUAAUCUCAUCACCAAGAACUGCAACCAUUUCUGCAACGAUGCUUGUGUUAGGCUUACUGGGAAUCAAAUCCCCCGCUGGGUUAACAGGCUCGCUAGAAUUGGUUUUCUUUGCAAUUGUGUUCUGCCAGCGACUAUAAAUGGGACUAAAAUCCGUAGAAUUGAAGAUAAGGUUUAUGAAGGAGAGAAGAAGAAAUUAAGAAGCCACUCGAGUAGAUUUACAUCGUCCUCCAAUUCGUCGUCUUCUUCAUUGUCCUCUCCAUCUUGCUCCAUGAUUAGAAGAAGUAGAAGCAGGCAGUCUCAUCCUGCUUCUUCACCAUUGAUUACUAGUUCUUCAUCCUGAAUAGCUUUGAUUGCAGCCAAAACAUUGAGCAUAUAGUUUUUCUGUUAAUCUUAUUUAAAUUUAUGAAGGAAAUUGAAAGGGCAACCCGGUGCAUAAACCUUUCAAAUUUCAAUUUUGUUCUUUCAUUCUUUUCUCGUGAGAUCGAAUAUUGAUGGUAACAGCUUCCCAAGAAGGGGCCCUGUGCUUGGAAUGAAUUAGGUCCCUGUACAUGUGC
Messenger RNA from Malania oleifera, 1151 nucleotides. Its product is annotated as deSI-like protein At4g17486. Gene Ontology annotation, molecular function: deubiquitinase activity. The record is from RefSeq and is a predicted model, not a curated record. Gene Ontology annotation, biological process: protein deubiquitination. NCBI's taxonomy places the organism in Eukaryota, Viridiplantae, Streptophyta, Magnoliopsida, Santalales, Ximeniaceae. The transcript is spliced from 3 exons. The coding region runs from base 275 to 937 and encodes 220 amino acids.